AUGGGGAACGUGGCGAGCCACAGCAGCGAGGAGGAGGAGGAGGGGGCUGAGGAGGAGAUGGAAGGGACGGCGGCAGCCGAGCAGCCCGGGGCUGCCUCUCCGCCUGGGCCGGGCCCGCUCCCCCCGGCCACGGUGCUGCUGGAGCAGGCCCGGCUGCGGGAGGCCACGGCCCGGCUGCGGGAGGCCGCCCUGCCCGAGUCGCUCGUGUCCCGGCACCACAGCACCCUGGUGCGCUGGCUGGAGGAGCGGCUGGGCCGCGGCGAGGAGGCCGUCAGCCUGGAGCAGUUCUGCGAGGUGCUGGAGAGCCGCGCCUCGGGGCCGGCGGCCGGGGCCCGCAGCGAGAGCGAGGAGGCCUUUGCACAGUUUGAUGCUGAGGGAGAUGGCACUGUGGAUGUGGAGAACAUGCUGGAGGCCCUCAAGAAUUCCAGUGGAGCCAAUCUUCAAGGGGAACUUAGUCAUGUAAUCAGACAGCUGCAGGCUUGCUCUCUUGUUCCAGGUUUUAUUGACAUAUUUUCUGAAUCAAAAGAGCACCUUGGUCUUCAUGCUUCAAUGAUACUGAGAUUCUUGCAUCGGAACCGCAUUUCCAGUACUGUCAUCCCAUACCCAGUGUUGGAGUACUUCAAUAAUAUUUGUACUAUGCGGUCUUCAGUACUGAAGGAUUCUUUAGAUAGGCUUCUACUAAAAGAAAAGGAAUGCCCUAGUGAUCUGAAUGGUAACCAAGAAAUGGACAAACUCAAAACUGUCACAAAGUGCUAUACUCACAUAGAAACCUCAUCCAACUCUGCUGACAUUGACAAGAUGACUAAUGGAGAAACCUCAUCCUUCUGGCAGUCAGAUGGGAGUGCUCGCUCACAUUGGAUACGUUUAAAGAUGAAACCAGAUGUUGUUCUGAGACAUCUGUCCAUUGCAGUGGCAGCUAAUGACCAGAGUUAUAUGCCGCAGCAGGUUACGGUGGCGGUUGGAAGGAAUGCCAGCAAUCUCCAGGAGGUCCGAGAUGUUCACAUUCCCAGCAAUAUCACUGGCUACGUGACAUUGUUGGAAAACGCUAACAUUAGUCAGAUGUAUGUACAGAUAAACAUCAAGCGUUGCCUUAGUGAUGGAUGUGAUACUAGAAUCCAUGGGCUCAGGGCUGUUGGCUAUCAAAGAGUAAAGAAACUUGGCAUCUCAGUGUGUGAUGCUUCAGCUAUCUGGUACUGGUCUUUGCUGACCUCAUUGGUAACAGCUUCCAUGGAGACCAAUCCAGCAUUUGUUCACACUAUCCUACAAAAUACUCAGAAGGCAUUGCAGCACAUGCCACCACUGUCCCUGACGUCGGGUUCUACAGACUUCUCAAGCUUCUUAUCUCCCAAUGUUUUGGAGGAAGUAGAUAGUUUUCUUAUAAGAAUAACCAGUUGUUAUGCCACUCCAGAGGUUGAACUUACAUUGUUGGCUUUUGCCCUAGCCAGAGGGAGUGUUGCUAAAGUGAUAAGUUCACUUUGUACUAUCACUGAUCAUCUGGACACACUAUACAAGGCUUCUUCACUCAUCUCUUCCAUGGCAACUGUUAGACAAAACCUGCUUUAUAAAUAUGGAAAGCCGCUACAGCUAACCCUUCAGGCAUGUGACGUAAAAGGAAAGGAAGAUAAAUCAGGGCCUGAAAACCUCCUUGUUGAGCCAUGGACCGGGGAUGGUUUUCUUACUGAGACUGGAAAGACCAGAGCAAGUAUCAUUCUUUCUACAGGAACUGAAUCUACAUUCCAGGUGACACAAAUUAGAAUAAAGGUUCGGAAAGGUGCUAUUGGGGCCCAGUGUGGGUUGGUGUUUGCUUAUAACAGCUCUUCAGAAAAAUUUCAUGCAGAAGAACAUUUUAAAAAAUUUGAAAGCUAUGACAAGUGGAAGCUUCAAGAAUUCAGGCAAUUUUUAAAAAACAGAAGUGAUUGUUCAUGUGAUGAGCUGGGAGAGGAUGAUCCUGUUGGCUGGUUUGAGGUGGAAGAAGAAUGGGAUGAAGUGGAGGUCAAAAUGCAGCAGUGCAGAAUUUCCCAAUAUUUAAUGGUGAAGUUCUUGUGCACAAGGCAAGAUACCGCAGAGCGCCUAGGAGUUCAAGGCCUGAAUGUUCUGGGAUAUCUUCGGCCUGUGGUAGGGGAGCCCAACAGAAGCCUGAACUGUCUGAAAUGCAAAGCAACAGAUGACAGCAUUUGUGGAACAACCCUUCUCCUGAAGACACUUCAUUUCAUCCAACAACUUGCACAGGACCUGGUUCAACAAAAAGAAAGUGGAUUAAAGUACAGAUCAUUCUUGGACUUCACUGGCCUUGACUUGCAGCUUUUCUGGAAUUUUUACAAUAAACUACACCAAAACCCAAGGGAAGAAUGUCUCUUUGCCCAGACUGUGCUACUGCAGCUUCUUCAAAGCUGCUUCUCUGUGCUUACUGGAAACAAUAAAACUAUUCAAUCUCAGGAAGCUUCUCAAAGCAAAACUUCUGGCCAAAUAGAAGCUGCAGUAGAGCUCUACAGGCAUUUGUGUGAAGUCGUAGACAUGAGUGAUAGCAACUUCACACCCAUGACCAUGCUAAAGCAGGAAGUUAAGAACACAUUGCUCAAUGGAGCAGCUAUCUUCUUCCCAGAUAGACAGACCAGACGGGACCAGCUCUUCACCAUGAUGAAAAACAUCACAGAACAGGAACAUAAGCAAUCUGUGCAUCUCACCUUCAGAUCCCUGUGUAUGUACUUCAGUGAUCAGGAUCCAGGUGGACUUUUGUUGUUACCAGAUAAGGAAGUUUCUGAGGACUUUGACAUCAGCCAAGUGCUGUCAGUCAUGGAUACCCUUCUGUUGGUGGCAGCGAGAGAGUGUGAAAUGAUGAUGCUGGAUGUUGCCCAGCAGGAGAGUGGCACAGUACUGUCAUCCUUAUUCUGGUCUGUACAGGGAAGCCUCCUUUCAUGGUGCUACCUGCAACUUAAGGGCAAUGAUAAUACAGCCAAGACUCUUGCCAUGGAAAUUCUUAAAAAAUAUGUGGGCCAGUUCCUGACAAAUAUCAGAACAAUUUUAGAAUCACUUUUGUCCCAAUACAGUGGCAAACAUAUAGUAGAAAAAUUAAGUAACUCUGUUUUUGCCAUGGCAACCCGUCAGCUGGUGACUUUCUUGUUGGAUUUCUGCACUUUAGACAUUCCACACUGCACCCUACUUCAGGGUUUCAGUACCCUGACACAGCUGCUGCGGAACCUUUGUAGUGAACCCGGAGAAAGUCUUAAUAAGGUGGACAUGGAAAGCUGGCAGCAAGAACAACCCGUGGUGCUGCGAACAUGGACAAUGGAAUCUCCUCACAACUAUGAAAAUAAUUGCCAUGAGGUCUCCGUCUUCCUUUGUCCUGGGGCAACUUACUUUGAGGUGGAAUUUGAUGAAAAAUGUGAAACAGAAAGGAGAUAUGAUUACCUGGAGUUUACUGAUGCCAGAGGUGCAAAAACUCGUUAUGAUACAAAGGUUGGCACUGAGAAGUGGCCCAAGAAAGUGACCUUUAAGGCUGGCCCACGGCUGCAGUUUCUCUUUCACUCUGACAGCAGUAAUAAUGAGUGGGGCUACAAGUUCUCCAUCACUGCUUAUGGCCUACCAGAUGUCGCAGUUUCUUGGGGCUUGGAUUUACAGCUGCUUGUAUCCAGGUUGAUGGGGCGCUUGGCUUCGCGGAGUAUGGCACUGAAAUCCCAACUGGAGCUAGGUAGUGAAGCAGAGCUGCCUCCUUCAAAAGUGACAUCAGUUCUUAAUUCUCCUUUAUGGAAACCUGUCUUCAGGCAUCAGAUGUGUCCUGAGGCGACUUUGGAAGCAAACGAACCCAGUCAAGUGCACCAAAAUAAAGAGACUAAGAACUCUCAUGUGGAUGACUGCCGUAACUUUCUUCUCGACUUUGCAAAAUCAGAUCCUUCCCAGGAUUUCUGUGGGCAAAAUUCUGAGCUUUUCAAAGGACUUAUACAGGCAUGUAAAAAACAGGCCCCAAAGACAGAUAUAGUUGCUGGUUCCACUGUUGAUCAAGCUGUGAACGCCACAUUUGCUGCUUUGGUGUAUCUCACUCCAGAUUUAUAUGGGAAGCUACAAAAAUAUGUCAUCAGUGGAGGCAAGAUGCCUCUGAAUGAAGAGUUUACACAAGUAUAUUCUCUGGCUGAUGGGAUUAGAAUAUGGAUGUUAGAAAUGAAGCAGAAGUUCCUGAUGGGUAAAGGAAAUGAUACAGCAGAGAAACAGAAUAUAGAAACAAGUGAAGUGAACCCAGAAAUCCUUGCAAAACACUGUAUUCAGAAGAGCUUAUUAUUGUUAAAAUUUUUGCCUGUGAGAGAAAAAGCAAAAGAUCUUGCUUCUGAUAACUGGGAUGCUUCAGAAGUAGAGGAUGUCCAACAGUACCACGAUGAUAAACGUCAAAAGACUAGUUCUAUCGUAGAAGCAGAUUUUCAAGCAGCAAACUCAUUGUCUUCGAAUGGAGUAAUUCACCCUGCUUCUGCAGAAAGGGGUCGAGUGGUAGACUCUGACACAAAGAUUAAGCAAGCACCAGACCCACCCCAGACAGAAGUAGCCUCUGAAUCUCAAAGUAAGCCCCUUGAAAAUACAGUUUCACAGCAAGAGGACACAGCAUCUCCUCCCUCCACUCCAACUCGCAAAUCUCAGUUCAGCCGUGGAAGACUAAGGCUGCUAUCUUUUAGAUCAAUGGAAGAGCCUAAAUCAGUGCCCACUGUGAAGGAGAAAUAUCCUGUACUGAAAAAUAUAUUAGACUUUAUUAAGGAUCAAUCACUUUCCCAUGAAAGUAUUUUAAAGGUCCUUGCUUUGAGGAAAGCCCAAGCCCAAAGUAUCCUAGAAGUGCUGAAGACAAUCCGCCAGUGUUUAGAAUCUCUUGGGCAGCCGCACUGUUUCCAUCCACCUUGUGUACUCUUUCUCUUGGAACUUCUGGCCUGCCAGAAAGAUUUUACAAAUUAUUUUGGACACUUGGAAGGUUGUGGUGCUGAACUGCACAAAGAAAUUCGAGAGUCCUACUAUCAGCUUGUUCUCUUUUUGGUCAAUGCCAUGAAGGGAUUUAACAGCAUUAAUGACAGAUCAUUGCUCCCUGCCUUAUCCUGCGUGCAGACAUCCCUCCUUCACCUCUUGGAUAUGAGCUGGGAACCAAGUGAUCUUUCCUUUUUUGUUGAUAUACAGUUACCACUUCUUCUUAUGACUAUGUCACAAGAAAACAUAAGUAUUCAUGACAGCGUGAUUUGUCAGUGGAGUGAAGAAGAUGAGAUUGCAGACUACAAGCAAAACUCCGAGUGGAUGGAUGACUGUCAGGAUGUAAUGUUUGAGACCUGGUAUGAAAAGAUAGCCCAAGCUGACCCGGAGAAGCAGAGAAAGAUGCACAUGUUUGUUGCUCGUUACUGUGACCUAUUGAACGUGGACAUAUCAUGUGAUGGUUGUGAUGAGAUUGCACCCUGGCAUCGCUACCGCUGUUUGCAGUGCAAUGAUAUGGAUCUAUGUAAAACUUGUUUCCUAGGUGGCGUUAAACCUAAAGGUCAUGAGGAUGACCAUGAAAUGGUUAACAUGGAAUAUGCCUGUGAUCAUUGCCAAGGGGUUAUUAUAGGUCGCCGGAUGAACUGCAAUGUGUGUGAUGACUUUGAUCUUUGCUAUGGGUGUUAUUCUGCAAAGAAAUACUCUGACAGUCACCUUCCCACUCACAGCAUCACAAUAUAUCCGAUGGUGACCAUUCGAAUCAGUGACCGACAGAGACUCAUCCAGCCUUAUAUCCACAACUAUUCUUGGCUGCUGUUUGCUGCCUUGACACUCUACUGUGCAGACUUGGCAAGUGGGGAUGAAGUAGGAGAGAAACUUGAUUCGCAGAUUCUCAGUCAUGCUAGAGUUCUGCAACAUCAAUGUAUACAGCUUAUUGGAGACUGCCUGAUGAAAGCACAGCAUGGAAAAGGUUUGAAAGCUUUAGCUCUCCUCUGCAUGUUGCCAGAAGGUGAAUCUUUCUCAGAGAAUGAGACCACUUCUGUCAGCCCUCCAACAGGUGGCACUAUAGAGGGCCAUGCUGGUGAUAAAGCAGCCAAGGGAAUGAAUAAAAAGCCAAGGACAGGCUCUUUUGUACAUUGCAAUGGGAAAGGAGAUGUUUGUGAUGAAAUUCAGUCUUCUGUAGAAAAAAAAGAAAGCCAAAGCAAUCCUUCUAAUGCUCCUUUAUCAAAGAAAGAUGUUUUGAGACAGGAUUCAGAGACACUGGCUCUUAAUUCUGUAGAUGACAUAUCUUCACGUCUUCCAGAUGCUGAAAAUUCAGAAGAUUCAUCCCAAAAGCAGGCAGAGAAGGCUCUAAUGCCUAGCCAGGAGCAAGUCUUUGCUGAAUGCUCUCAGAAGAGGAUUCUUGGCUUGCUGGCAGCUAUGUUACCACCUUUCAAAUCUGGAUGCACAAUGUCUUUGAUUAACCUGGAACAGAUCCUCCCACUGAUGUUUCAGGUUGUAAUCUCCAAUGCUGGCCACUUAAAUGAAACCUAUCAUUUAACCCUGGGUCUUCUGGGCCAGUUAAUUCUGAGACUUAUGCCUGCAGAAGUCGAUGCUGCAGUGACAAAGGUCCUUUCAGCCAAACACAGCCUGUUUGCAGCAGGAGAUGGGUCUACAGUGCCAGAAGGCUGGAAGACUACUCAUCUUUUGUUCAGUCUGGGAGCCGUAUGCUUAGACAGCCGUGUAGGUCUGGACUGGGCGUGCUCCAUGGCGGAUAUUCUCCGAGCUUUGAACUCCUCUGCCCAGUGGCAUAGUGUGAUUGCAGCUUUCACAGACCAUUGUAUUAAGCAGCUGCCCUUCCAGCUAAAACACACCAAUAUCUUCACCUUAUUGGUACUUGUUGGAUUUCCAGAGGUGCUGUGUAUGGGAACUCGCUCCGUGUACAUGGAUAAUGCCAAUGAACCUCAUAAUGUAAUCAUCUUAAAGCACUUCACUGAGAAAAACAGGGCGGUUGUUGUAGACAUCAAAACCCGGAAAAGGAAAACAGUAAAAGACUACCAGUUGGCUCAGAAAUGUGAACAAGAAAGCACUGAAUCCCAAACUCAGCUGAGACAGUAUCUCCAGCAUUUUGCUUUUAUAACCAGCCACCUUUUGCAGACCAGCAUGGACAGUAGCUAUGCAGAGGCAGUGGAAGCCACCUGGGUCUUGUCUCUUGCUCUUAAAGGAUUGUACAGAACACUGAAGACUCAUGGUUUUGAGGAGAUCCAAGCAGCCUUUCUUCAUUCGGGUUUACUUAAGCUGCUGGUGAAGAAGUGCAGCAAAGGAACUGGUUUCAGUAAGACCUGGCUUCUCAGAGACUUGGAGAUUUUGUCAAUAAUGCUGUACUCCUCAAAGAAGGAGAUCAGCUCCCUGGCUGAACGUGAGGAUACACCACUAGAGGAAAGGGACCGAGAUCAGGAUGUGGACCAAUCCAUUAGUCCCAUUGAUCUGGAUCAGAGCAAACUUGAUCCUCUAGAGGGCUUGGAUGAAGCAACCAAAAUAUGUUUCUUGAUGACGCAUGACGCACUCAAUGCACCUUUGCAUAUUCUUCGUGCCAUGUAUGAGCUGCAGAUGAAAAGAACAGAUUCUUUCUUCCUGGAAGUUCAAAAGAGGUUUGAUGGAGAUGUAAUUACAACAGAUGAAAGGAUCCGAACACUGGCCCAGAAAUGGCAACCCAGCAAGCGUUUGAGAUUGGAAGAGCAGAGUUCGAAAGCAGUGGAUACAGACAUGAUCAUCUUACCAUGUUUGGCUUGUGCUUGUCUCUUGCAGUCAAAACCUGUACUCUGUGAUAAAGCCACUGAAGAAUCCAAUCCCAUUACCCAGAAACUGAUAACCAACACGGAGAGUGAUCUCCAGCUUAGCUAUGCCAAACAGCGUCGCACCAAGAGUUCCAUACUCUUGCACAAAGAGCUGGAUUCCAGGAGCAAAAAAGCUGUGCGGGAUUACCUGUAUCGGGUGAACGAGGCUACUGCUGUUCUUUAUGCCAGGCAUGUACUUGCCUCGUUGUUGGCUGAAUGGCCCGAUGAUGUGGCAGUAAAUGAAGAAAUCCUGGAGCUCAGUGGCCCAGCACACAUGACUUACAUUUUGGACAUGCUUAUGCAGCUAGAGGAGAAGCAGCUAUGGGAGAAGAUCUUGCAGAAAGUGCUGCAUGGAUGCAGUGAGAGCAUGUUGGGAACAAUGGCACUGACUGCCUGUCAGUUUAUGGAGGAACCCGGAAUGGCAAUCCAAGUGCGGGAAUCCAAACAUCCUUAUAACAACAAUACUAACUUUGAGGAUAAAGUUCACAUCCCUGGUGCUAUCUAUCUCUCAAUCAAAUUUGACUCUCAGUGUAAUACAGAAGAAGGCUGUGAUGAAUUAAUCAUGUCCAGCAGCAGUGAUUUUCAACAGGAUCGGCACAGUUUCAGUGGGUCUCUGCAGAAGUGGACUGAUUUUGAGCUUCCAGGAGAUACACUGUUUUAUCGGUUUACCUCUGACAUGAGUAAUACUGAAUGGGGUUACAAGUUUACAGUGACAGCAGGUCACCUUGGAAGGUUCCAGACAGGGUUUGAGAUUCUGAAACAAAUGCUAUCGGAGGAAAGGGUGGUUCCACAUCUCCCACUAGCCAAAAUCUGGGAAUGGCAGGUAGGAGUAGCAUGCCGCCAGAUUGGGCACCAGCGUUUAAAGGCCAUCCACUUACUCCUGAAGAUAGUGCAAUGCAGCAACCACAGGGACUGUGACCUCACCUUGUUAAAGCCACUCUGGCAGCUUUUCACCCACAUGGAAAAUAACCUGUGCCAGGACAUGACCAAGCCUGGUAUUCUUCUUCUUCCUCUUCAUCGUGCACUUACGGAACUCUUCUUCAUUACAGAGAGCAGAGUGAAUGAGCUUGGAUCUCUACAGGACUACUUGCUUGCCUUAAAUACUGAAGAGCAUCUUCAUCGUUGCACAGCACAGGCCCUGAAAAACAUUGCUGCUAUCAGCCUUGCCAUUAACUAUCCAAACAAAUCAACAAGUCUCUGGAAUGUUUAA
Molecule: messenger RNA, 8958 nt
Organism: Emys orbicularis (European pond turtle)
Lineage: Eukaryota; Metazoa; Chordata; Testudines; Emydidae
Gene: ZZEF1
Product: zinc finger ZZ-type and EF-hand domain containing 1
Exons: 55
Coding region: 1-8958 (2985 amino acids)
Molecular function (GO): zinc ion binding; calcium ion binding
Source: RefSeq, a predicted model, not a curated record